Molecule: messenger RNA, 2022 nt
Organism: Choloepus didactylus (southern two-toed sloth)
Lineage: Eukaryota; Metazoa; Chordata; Mammalia; Pilosa; Megalonychidae
Gene: DHRS7B
Product: dehydrogenase/reductase 7B
Exons: 7
Coding region: 229-1161 (310 amino acids)
Cellular component (GO): membrane
Molecular function (GO): oxidoreductase activity
Source: RefSeq, a predicted model, not a curated record
CUCCUUAAACUGGGGGCUGUAAGGCUGGCAUCCCCAGAAGUGCCACAGGCCACUUGCCCGCAGCUUGUUCCGGCCUUCCCGGGGGGGCCCGCUGACCUGAAGGCUUUCCUCUGGCCUCCCGCAUCAGUCCCUCUGCCCCGGGUCAGGGGACCAGAGAGGACGCUGGCACCAGGACCCGCUCCUGGCAAGCAGCUGCCAUCGAGGAGGAGUCUUCUGCAGGGGAGAGUCAUGGAUUUUGUCACCUCCACGGCCAUCCUGCCCUUGCUCUUUGGCUGCGUGGGGAUCUUCAGCCUCUUCAAGCUGCUGCAGCGGCUGCGCAUGAAGGCCUACCUGCAGGACGCCGUGGUGGUCAUCACUGGCGCCACCUCGGGCCUGGGGAAAGAAUGUGCCAGAGUCUUCCAUGCUGCGGGUGCUAAGCUGGUGCUGUGUGGCCGGAACAGAGAGGCCCUGGAAAAGCUCACCAGAGACCUUGCUGCCUCUCGUGCCACCAAGGUGCAGACACACAAGCCUUGCAUGGUGACCUUCGACCUCACAGACCCUGGCACCAUCGUGGUGGCCUCAGCUGAGAUCCUGAAGUGCUUUGGUUGUGUGGACAUCCUCAUCAACAAUGCUGGCAUCAGCUACCGUGGCGCCAUCACGGAGACCACAGCAGAUGUGGACAAGAGAGUGAUGGAGACUAACUACUUUGGUCCAGUGGCCCUAACAAAAGCACUUCUGCCCCCCAUGAUCAGAAGAAGACAAGGCCACAUCGUCGUCAUCAGCAGCAUUCAGGGCAAAGUCAGCAUCCCCUUUCGGUCAGCAUACGCGGCCUCCAAGCAUGCCACCCAGGCCUUCUUUGACUGCCUGCGCGCCGAGAUGGAGCAGUAUGAGAUUGCCGUGACUGUGAUCAGCCCAGGCUACAUCCACACCAAUCUCUCCGUAAAUGCCGUCACCGCCGACGGGUCCAGAUAUGGAGUAAUGGACGAGACCACGGCCCAGGGCCGCAGCCCCGAGGAGGUGGCCCGAGACAUCAUUGCUGCUGUGGGGAAGAAGGAGAAAGAAGUGAUCCUGGCUGAUGUGCUGCCUCUCUUGGCCAUUUAUCUCCGGACUCUGGCUCCUGGGCUUUUCUUCAGCCUCAUGGCUUCCAGGGCCAGAAAGGAGCGGAAAUCCAAGCACUCCUAGUGCCCGUCAGACCCGGGGCGGGGCUGCUCCUGUCCAGGGACUGGCGGGUGGAGAUGUGGUGGGAGAGGCGGCAGAAGCUCUCCUGCAGGUCCCUGGCUGCGCCCGGCCGGCGGAGCCCGGGAACCAAACCGGGCUGCACUGCUCCUGCCCAGAGUGAGGGUGAAACGAGGAGUAAACACAGCAGUAAACGUGGUGUGACCUCUGCACAUGGAAUGAGGGGAGCGGAAGGGUGGCGUCCUCAAGGACUAACCACUUCAGUUUGGAAUCAGAUGUGACAGCAGCACAUGACCCUGUGGUUCUCACCUCUGACUUACCUCACUGUGGGGCAGAGCCCACUUCCGGUGCGGAGGGAGGAGGCUGGUUCUGUGAACUCACUCCUCACGGCCGUUUCCGGGGUCCUGCUCUGGCUCGCAGGUUCCUGUGACACCUCCCCAGUGGUGCCGGCACCCAAAGGACUUUCCAAAGCCCCAAAGGUGCUCACCACUGGCCACCACUGCGAGCCAAAGGUGGGUCACUAAGAAGACAGCAGCCAAGAGGGAGGAAGGUGCCCCUGCCUGGUAUCCCCGUGUAUCCUCCAGAAAACAAAUGUUCCAAACACUGGCCAGGUGGGGAGUGAUUCCAAAGGCAGCAGCUCGCCUCCUGGUGGAAGUGGUCCCAUCUGCUAGAUGGACGUGCUUGGGUUGGAGCCGGAAAGAAAGCUUUCUGUUUAAUUGAAAAUACAUGAUUGAGGUUCCCUGAGUAAGUCAAAUGCGGCUCUGAAGUUUAAGAAGAAACUUCCUAUUAUUGAAACUGACCAUUGAAGUUACACCUUUGGGGGGUUCAUUUUAGACAUCCCAGAAUUAAACUAAGAACCUGCUAGUA